AAGCGAGCCACCAGAGAGCGACAUGGUAUCAUCAUUCAACUUCAGCUAAUGUUCCGAUUUAUUUUUUACAAACUUAAUUCAGAAAUUAUAGAUUGUUUUAUCAGUUAAACCACUACAGACUGCUUUAAUGUAGUUAAACACGCCGAAUAAUCUCAGUUUAUUAGUUUGUAAAUGUGUAAUUGCGUCGCUACGACCGUUAGGACAGAUCAUUAUACUCAUACUUCCAACUGACGUAUUCAUAUGUCAACCUCGACGUAUAUAUUAAGAGUUUAUCGAGACAUAUGUAACUAAAGGUAAAAUGUAAUGUUUGUGUGAGUCAACAAGACAUAAAUGGUUAGAUGUAAAGUGACCUAAGAUUGAUGGUAAACACUCAGCAGCACUACUUCCUGAGUUUAGGGAAGGGGCUUGGUCCCGUGCCUGCGCCCCGCGACCGCGCAUCAAAUUAGCAUCGAUGAAGUUUGUGCGAACAUGGCGGAUUUCCUGCCGACCAGGUCCGUAUUAAAAGUUUGUCUACCCGUCUGCCUGCUUAACAACAGCGAGGUAGAACAGUUGAGAAAGUCGAAGGAGAUCGAUAAAUGUCUUUCUCGGGACAAAACGUACGUGAAACGGCUGGUGAAGAUCCUGCUGCUCGGCGCUGGCGAGAGCGGCAAGUCGACUUUCCUCAAACAAAUGCGGAUCAUCCACGGCCAGGACUUCGACCAGCAAGCCCGAGAGGACUUCAGAGCCACGAUUUACAGCAACGUUAUCAAAGGUAUACGUGUGUUGGUGGAUGCCCGGGAGAAGCUGCACAUCCCGUGGGGUGACCCAGACAACCAGCAGCAUGGGGACAAGUUGAUGGCGUUCGACACCCGGUCAGCCAAGAUGGCCAACGGGCAGCUGGAGACAUCCGUCUUCUUGCAGUACCUGCCCGCCAUCAGAGCUCUGUGGGUGGACUCGGGUAUACAGAAUGCCUACGACCGACGCAGAGAGUUUCAGCUGGGUGAGUCAGUGAAGUAUUUCUUGGAUAAUCUGGAUAAGCUUGGCGACCCGACUUAUCUUCCAACCCAACAAGACAUCCUGCUGGCCCGCAGGCCCACCAAGGGCAUCCACGAGUAUGACUUUGAGAUCAAGAACGUGCCCUUCAAGAUGGUGGACGUGGGAGGGCAGCGCUCAGAGCGGAGGCGCUGGUUUGAAUGUUUCGACUCAGUCACCUCCAUCCUCUUCCUCGUCUCCUCCUCCGAAUACGACCAGGUGUUGAUGGAAGACAGGCUGACCAACCGGCUGCGUGAAUCACUCAACAUCUUCGAGACCAUCGUCAACAACCGCGUCUUUGUCAACGUUUCGAUCAUCCUCUUCCUCAACAAGACGGACCUGCUGGAGGAGAAGGUGAAGAGCGUUCCGCUCAAGGACUACUUUCCCGACUACACCGGCCCCGAGCACAGCCUGCCGGACAUCCAGGCGUUCAUGGUGGAGUGCUUCCGGACCAAGAGACGCGACGCCACCCAGAAACCCCUGUACCACCACUUCACCACAGCCAUCAACACGGAGAAUAUCCGGCUGGUGUUCCGGGACGUCAAGGACACCAUUCUCCAUGACAACCUCAAACAGCUCAUGCUCCAAUGACCCCUGUCAACCUGUGAAAGUAGAGGACCUGAAUGGGGACAAACCACCCCCUUGUUCCUGAAGAGGACUUGGGAGAAACCAGCCUCAGAAGAAUCUGAUAGAUCUCAGUUCUUCUUCAGCCGUUUUUAUGUUAGUUUUUACUCUCCUCUUUUGAAGAGAUGGCCUUCUUGUUAGUUCGGGGUUUGGUAGGGGAACAAGUCAGUAGGGCAGACUGUCUGUGGUUAAAAAAAAAAAAAGAAAAAAAAAAAAGAAAGACAUGCAGGUGGUUUGGAUGUUGGAUAAGAUCUGCUACUUCGUCUUGAGACUCUGUCCUCUGACCUGAGAGCCUUCCAGCACAAGACUCGUUGAGGCUUUUCGACUAACAAGGUGCCGGUGCCUGGCGGAAACCAGCAAAACAUUUCACAAACCGGGCAUAUGGUUUUCCUAACCAGAUAUACAACUUACCAAGCUAUAACCACGGUGAAAUAAAUACUUUGUUAACAAGUUCAAACGGCAUGUAAGCAAAGUUAUAUGGUCAAAAUGUACAAAGACCAUCUGUCUGUGUUCUCAGAGUUUGAUUUGCCAGUCUAUGUCCUAGCACUGAAUUCAUCAAGUCCAAAUUCACUCCAUUAUUUAUGUUGCACUGCCCAGUGCUACCUUGUGAAUCCCUGUAGUUUUUAGACAGGAUUGUCAGCUUAUUGAUGAUCUGGUCUACACAUUUGUUUUUGUUUGUUUUUUUUCUCUUGUAUUCUUGCACCACAGUUCCUCUUUCUCCAAAUCCCGGUUGUUUCUAUUUCUUGGUUCGAGAUCAGCAGGUUUUAGGUUUCGGCACAGAGCCAUUUUUUGCUAUGACAAGGACCAGUUCAUGGUUAAGAUACAAAGAGCAGUUCAAGAUUUGAUGUGUAGAUCGGCUCCAGCACUGGCACCUUGUCUGUGGAAGACUGCGAGAAUUAACCUAUGAUGCCUUUCCAUAAAAUGUCUUAAUAGAGACCUAAUCACUGUGCCAGGGUCUCUAGAUAAUUUAAAAUCAAUCUUAGCUAAAACAAGUUUCCAUGCAAGUUGUGCUUUUUUUUUUUUUUUUUGGUCAUUCAGAAAAUGACCUUUUAUUGGCACAUUUGGCAGAUGUGCCAACAAGUGAACAUGCAGUCCACUGUUUUCUCAGGGUUGAAACAAAAACCGGCGUUCAUGAUGAUGUCAUUGUUGAAUGAUUAGAAUAAUCUAAUCUUUAUCUGGGUGGCAGAGCGGCGAGACUCAGCCAGGCCUCAGUACAAGUUAGCUGGGUGGUGAUUGGUACUGUAUCCUCCUGGCUUUGACCCCAGAACGUUGGCCCAGACCCCCCCACCCCCACCCCUCCUCUGUUUUCAUCUCUGAUUAGAUGCCUUGUAAAGGGACAGACCUCCUGUAUGCCUGAAUGAUGAAUGUCUAUUAAUAAAUGAGCAGAGGUUUGUUCUGCGUGUGUCUGAAUAUACUGUAACCAACACUGUUAUGGUGAGAUGUACCCCGUCAUGUGAGAAUAUCUGUGUUGGCACUGAGUUUUGACUCCAGACGUCUUUGAAAAACCCCUUGAAGGGAUUUUUUUUUCAUGCAUUCUUGUGCUGUUUAGGAUUUCCCUUUUUAAAAUAUAUUAUGAAUUUGUAGGAAAAAAAAUAUAUAGACAAAAAAAGCUACUGGAGUUGAAUACCUUUGUCAGCGACUGUAUUCUUUGUUAGAGGACAACUUCCAGGCACUGUUAAAAUCUCUGCUUCUCUGCCAAAUUAAAUCACCCCAUGCUUUCUUGGGACUGUUCACACAGAAGGCAAGCUCAUGGUUGAGCUUCAGUUUGCUUGCAGUCCUCGCUUUGUACAUACUGUAAUCUGUUGCCAUGUAAAUAAUAUUCAGGUUUAUCUCCUUUAUAUGUAAAUGGUUGUAGAAAUGGCGUAUUUUUUCCAUUCUGAAUGUGUUUCAAUCAUUGCUUUUCCGAUUGAAGAUGACCUUUUGAUGUAGAUGUAUUUUUGUGUAAUUUUUUCCAUCACCUUACUGAAAUUCAUUCCUGUGUCAAUUAUAAUGCCACUCUAACCUUAUCAAUAAAAUACACUUUUCUAAUGAA
This is a messenger RNA of Thunnus maccoyii (southern bluefin tuna), 3667 nucleotides long. Its product is annotated as guanine nucleotide-binding protein subunit alpha-13-like. The transcript is spliced from 5 exons. The record is from RefSeq and is a predicted model, not a curated record. Gene Ontology annotation, molecular function: G-protein beta/gamma-subunit complex binding; guanyl nucleotide binding; D5 dopamine receptor binding. The coding region runs from base 469 to 1602 and encodes 377 amino acids. Gene Ontology annotation, biological process: Rho protein signal transduction; adenylate cyclase-activating G protein-coupled receptor signaling pathway. Lineage: Eukaryota; Metazoa; Chordata; Actinopteri; Scombriformes; Scombridae. Gene Ontology annotation, cellular component: brush border membrane; heterotrimeric G-protein complex.